Messenger RNA from Nannospalax galili (Upper Galilee mountains blind mole rat), 1296 nucleotides. Its product is annotated as ATP-binding cassette sub-family G member 3-like. Gene Ontology annotation, molecular function: ABC-type transporter activity; ATP binding; ATP hydrolysis activity. The coding region runs from base 4 to 1296 and encodes 430 amino acids. NCBI's taxonomy places the organism in Eukaryota, Metazoa, Chordata, Mammalia, Rodentia, Spalacidae. The record is from RefSeq and is a predicted model, not a curated record. Gene Ontology annotation, cellular component: plasma membrane. The transcript has 12 exons.
AUCAUGAAACCUGGUCUCAAUGCCAUUAUGGGCCCUCAAGAUGGAAGCAGGUCUUUGCUGUUAGAUGUCUUAGUGGCAAGGAAAGAUCCACGUGGAUUAUCAGGAGCAAUUUUGAUAAACGGAGCACCUCAACCUGCCAAUUUCAGAUGUAAUUCUGGUUAUGUGCCACAAAUUGACAUGGUGGUGGACACAGUGACGGUGAGAGAAAAUGUAGAGUUCUCAGCAGCUCUUCGACUACCAAUGACUGUAACAAGUGAUGAAAGAAGAAGGAGAAUUAAUGAAGUCCUUAAACUGUUGGGUCUGGAUAAAGUGGAAAAUUCCAAGCCUAUUUCAAAAGAAGACAGAAAAAGGACUGCUAUAGCAAUGGAGCUGAUCACUGACCAUCGCAUCUUGUUCCUGGACGAACCCACAACUGGUUUAAGUCUCAGCACUGCAUAUGAUGUCAUUUUGCUCUUGCAAUGGAUGUCUAGGCAGGGAAGAACAAUCAUCUUCUCCAUUAAUCAGCCUCAGUAUUCCAUCUUCAGACGUUUUGAUAGCCUCACCUUAGUGGCCAAAGGAAAAGUCCUGUUUCAUGGGCCUGCACAGGACGCUUUGGAGUACUUCGAAUUAGCAGGUUAUCACCAUGAGCCCCACAACAACCCUGCUGACUUCUUCCUGGAUAUUAUUAUUGGAAAUUCCUCUGCUGUGAUAUUAGAAAUGGAGGAAGAAGGCCAUGAAAUCAAUAAAGAGCUUUUCAAGAGAGAAAACCAAGUCACAGAAAAAUUAGCUGAGUUUUAUGCUCAGUCCUCCUUAUACAAAAAUACAAGAGCUGCUCUGGAUCAACUUUCAGGGGAACAGAAGGUGGAGAGUGUCUCAGCCUUCCAGGAGAACACGUGUGUCCCCUCCUUCUGGCAUCAGCUCAGGUGGAUUAUCUGGAGAUCAAUCAAAAACUACAAAGGUUUGCCCCGGGUCACUAUGAUUCAGGCAAUUAUCUCAGUCAUGCUGGCAGUGGUUGUGGGUACCACUUUCCGUGUCCUAAGAAAUGAUUGUAUUGAAGUCCUGGGUAGGAGAAUUCUGGUGUUGNNGCUGACGAUCUUCCAGUGUAUCACAAGUGUGUCUGCAGGGAUGCUCUUUGUGAUGGAGGCAAAGCGCUUUCUACACGAGUAUACCAGCGGAUACUACAGAGAGUUACCGUAUUUCUUUGGAAAACUGGUAUCUGAGGUGGUCCCCAGGAGGUUGUUGCCAAGUAUUUUAUUUAUUUGUAUAUUAUACAGCGUAGCAGAUUCAGAUUAUCAAGUCCUAUGUUUAAGUCCUUGA